AUGGCUGAUGAAAUUACUGUAACCAAGAAUCGCGGUCGCGAUCCUCCCUUGCCGGACCAUUGCACGCCGCCCUGGCCCGCAGGUAAUGAUUCACAGUCGUCUCUGGACAACAGCAACGAUGCCUCUGGGGAUGUCCAUCCUGCCUCGCUCCAAUCGUUGCCCACGCUGUUCGGCGAUGGCUCGCGCGUCUACCCUGCCAACGAUGACAUCAAAGGGUUCCUGAAGUCUGACCUAGACCUCCACCGUCUGGAACAAAUAUAUGGCCAACUGUGGAUGGCAGGGCGUCCGCUGCGUGGACGCGCCUUGCACCGUUACAAGAUGCUCGGCUUCGAUGUCUACCGCACGCAACAAAUGGACCUGCACUUGCUCAAAUACCAGAACCGUAUCAUGAUGAAACCCCUACCGGAAUGGAUAUUCGAUUCUGGAUUCUGGGAAAAAUACAUUUGCGAUGAUAUCGAACUGCACAAAUCAGCUAGCGGGUUUUUGCUCUCUUACGUAUGGCUAAUCACGACUCCUUUGGACCUCAAAUUCGCGCAUGAAUACAGCCUGGUACCUUUAUCCAUCACCUGGCCGUGGUGGAAGAACUUCGUCAAAGUCUUCUAUGAGAAGAUCGACUGUAAUGCUCUCGACCAGGUCAACAAGCGAUAUCAUUUUGGGGAGCUGCGCCUGGGCCGUGUCAACAGCAUAUAUCGUACACGCUUCAUGUUCACACACUUCGUUCGCGGCUAUCUCUACGGCUACAAUCGGUAUGGCGUGUUCUUCCAACGCUACUCGUGGCUAUUGACCGUCUUCCUCUUCGUUUCGAUAGCACUAUCGGCGAUGCAGGUCGGCGUCAGCGUCUACCCUCUUUCAGAGAGCGGCGCAUUCAUGCAGGCUUCCUACGGAUUCGUGGUCUUAUCACUAGUCGCUGUCGCUGUUGUCUUACUCCUAGGAUUGGUCUUAUAUUGUUUCAUCUUCUUCUUCAAUAUGGUUGCAGCGAUCAACCACGCGAAAAGGAAUAUAAGCAUGCGAAACAAAUGGGCCGAAGAGCGAAAGGAAAAAUAA
Molecule: messenger RNA, 1044 nt
Organism: Aaosphaeria arxii CBS 175.79
Lineage: Eukaryota; Fungi; Ascomycota; Dothideomycetes; Pleosporales
Exons: 2
Coding region: 1-1044 (347 amino acids)
Source: RefSeq, a predicted model, not a curated record